GGACCCCGCAUCUGCUUCAUCGUGUGGAAAUUUGGUCGAGUUGGGGGCGUUGAAGCGGCAGCACUGCUACGAUUGCGCUUCGUUAGAGCCACAGUUUGCCACAUUUCGUUGUCGUCUGAGGAGAAUCGGGCGGAUUCGAGCUAAGGACACAUGUGGAGUUCGGCCACAGUGCUGCUCCUUUUACUACCUGCUCGGCAUCGUGGCGCCAAGUGUAUGCUGUCGUUCUGGAUAAUAAUCUAAACCUGCAAGAAAUACAUCAGAAGGCGGUGAGAAUGAGAGUUCAGUGCGAUGUAUGCGAGAAAAACAAAGCGGCGGUGAUGUGUUGUGCAGACGAAGCUGCACUGUGCACAAGUUGCGACACUAGGGUCCAUGCUGCUAAUAAGCUAGCCAAUAAGCAUGUCCGCGUGCCUCUUGUUGGACAGCUUGAGCCUCCCCGCUGCGACAUAUGUCAGGAAAAACCAGGUUUCUUUUUCUGCUUGGAAGACAGGGCUCUUCUCUGUCGAGAUUGUGAUGUGUCCAUUCACAGCGCCAACAAGCUGUCCUCCAACCACCAGCGGUUCUUGUUAACGGGGACCAGGGUGGGUUUGGAUUCCAUCUCAGGACAAGAAGGGGCAGAGGUGGUACUGGAGGAGUCACCGAGAGUUCCUACGCCAAGCACUGCAACGUCUACUCUUCCGUCAAUCUCAAAGAGCACUCUUUCCUCUGGUUCAAAGUUGAAGGACAACUCGCAACCUGUGCCAGCAAAUGCGACCCCCACUCCAAACCCAUCAUGGUUGACUAACGGUGGAAGAAACUCAGAGCGGGCUAAGAUCAAGUCAAAGCCUGUCGGCACGACUUCCGCAAACGUGUCUGACCCGCAUGGUUCUUCCUUUGGAAAGAGGAAUAGCAUCCCAGCCGACUUCUUAUCUGAUGCCGUUCCUGUCUGGGGAGUGGAUGAGCUCUUGAAUUUACCAGAAUUGGCGGAAGGUUAUCACAUAGGUGAUAUCGGUUCCUCCAAGGCUGACAUGAACAAUCUUGGUGAUUACGACUGGAUGGCGGAUUUGAGCAUGUUCGAAGAGCAGAUGUACGCGGCUGGGUCGUUCCAUGAAGUACCCCAAUUGUCCGCUCCUGCUCCUACCGUUGGAUUAACUCGUGGAGGUAGGGCGACCGCUCUCAGCAAAGGGAAAGGAAAGCAAGAUGCUGCUAUUGUUCCGCAGUUUGAUGAUGCUUUUGUCGUCCCAGACCUUGGUCUUUCAGUUAGUCCUUCGUCACCAGCUCCCGUUACAAAGCGUCGCAGAACUUAAUUGAGUCCUUACAAUCUCCCUUAUUUAUUUUGAAGUUCACCAAUUUCUCCAUCUUCUGUUGGGUUUCUUUACAGUGAUGUAUCAUUUUUAGUGUCAUCGUUGCAGGCAACUGUUCCAUUAUGCGCCAAUGGUUCAGUUGGCGUAUAAUACUUCACACGCAUUGGCUAUUUUGUAAGGAAUGUGGAUAUGUAUCGUAAUACCUACUCGUUGGGAUACACUCACUUUCAAUUAAACCAAAUACUGGGUAAAGGAACCAGAAUCUGUAAAUGCUUAAAUCUUAUACUUUGUUGUA
Molecule: messenger RNA, 1575 nt
Organism: Physcomitrium patens
Lineage: Eukaryota; Viridiplantae; Streptophyta; Bryopsida; Funariales; Funariaceae
Source: RefSeq, a predicted model, not a curated record